Molecule: messenger RNA, 1820 nt
Organism: Cydia amplana
Lineage: Eukaryota; Metazoa; Arthropoda; Insecta; Lepidoptera; Tortricidae
Gene: Nup50
Product: nuclear pore complex protein Nup50
Exons: 2
Coding region: 101-1774 (557 amino acids)
Biological process (GO): protein import into nucleus
Cellular component (GO): nuclear pore
Source: RefSeq, a predicted model, not a curated record
UCAUGAUAAGAUAUUUCUGUAACGUUGCGUGGUUAGUGAUUAAGUCGUAUUCAAGUUACCCGUCAGGUAUUUUGUACAGCGCGUUUAUCUUAGUAGAAAGAUGUCAGCAAAGCGUCAGGCCACCACAGAGCUAAAUCAUGAUAAUUGGGACCAAGAUGACCCUGACGAACAUGAAGAAAUGGGCACGUUCAAACCUGCUUCUAAAGAAGCUAUUGAGAAACGUGUGAUCAGGACGGCUAAGAGACGAACUCAAAAUUCUUCUGAGGGGGCAAAACAAGGUGUCUUCAGUGGUUUUGGAGGCUUCAGCAAAGCACAACCAUCAUCAUUUGACUUUUUGGCUAACUUGACUAAUGGCAGCAAACCUGUGAAUGGAUCAACUUUGAGUAAAACAGACACCGCUGUUUCAUCCAGCGGCUCGAACAGCAGCCUAGCAACUAGCAGUCCCAGCGGGGGCCUGUUCACCCUCCCAGUGUCAUCAUCUUCUAGUAAAACUCUUUUCAAUCCCACUUCACAGUCAUCAUCAUUGUUCGGGGGCUCAGUGCCUACUUCAUCAUCCAGCUUGUUUACUGCUUCAAAGGCAGAUUCAACGGUUGGAAAUUUCUCUUUCAAACAACAGUCCACCAAAUCGAGUGACACAACUAAAACUGAAUCUACUUCUGUAGUAUCAUCCACCAUGUUUGGUAUACCACCCAACAAUACAGAAGCUAAAAAGUCUUUAUUUUCAACAGCACCUAUAUCAUCACCAUUCAAGGCCCAGACAGUGUCUAGCCUAAAUACAAUUACACCAAACUCCAGCAUUACAUUAAAAAUGGAGACCAAAAGUUCAGAAGAUAAAUCAGAAGAGAGUGACAAAAAAAUGAGAUAUUACACAAAACUCAAAGGAUUGAACGAAUCAGUAUCUGAUUGGAUUAAACAGCAUGUAGAGAAAACACCUUUGUGUAUAUUGUCACCAAUAUUUAAAGACUAUGAGAAACAUCUAAAAGAAAUACAAUCAGAAUAUCAGGGUCCUGAUUCUAAUGAUGCAACAAAGAAACAUUCCGAGACCAACACCAUUAUAAUAGAAUCUAAAGCAGAACAGACUAAUAUCAAGUCUUCACCUUUUACUGGCUCUAGUUCUCUAUUCUCAAGUUCAAAUCUGAAGACAAACUCAACGUCCCCAUUUUCGACACAAAGCAGUCCGAAUUCAUUUGGUGAAAAGGGAUUUAAUAGUGUUAGUAGUGCUUCAAGCCCCCCAAAAACACAAGGAUUUUCUUUUGGCAUUAACAGCUCCCCCCAGAGCUCAACUUUAAUGACAAACUCUCCUGAGUCAACACCAUUUUCAUUUGGGGUCGGAAAGCCAUUUAGCAUCAAUAACUUCAAUGCACCUAAAUCUACAGAAGAAGAGAAAAAUGAGGAUGCCGAUGAUGAACCACCUAAAGUGGAAUACACACCUGUUGUAGAAAAAGACAGUGUCUAUGAGAAAAAAUGUAAAAUAUUUGUAAAAAAAGAUGGCAACUUUGCUGACAGGGGUGUUGGUACACUAUAUAUUAAAAAGAUUGAAGAAAGUGGAAAGUAUCAAUUGCUGGUUCGUGCUAACACUAAUUUGGGCAAUGUGAUGCUAAAUCUAAUCUUAGCUUCAGCUAUACCUACUCAGAGAAUGGGCAAGAAUAAUGUCAUGAUGGUUUGCAUACCGACACCUGAUGCCAAACCACCUCCAACUUCAAUACUUAUAAGAGUCAAAUCUUCAGAAGAAGCCGAUGAACUGUUGGAAACUCUUAAUAAAUACAAGAUGUAGCCCAUUAUACACAGUUAUAGUUUCAACACAUUAAACUCCCCACUCC